UCGACAUCCCUGGUCUCAUACAGUGCAAGUGCGGGUGUUUUUGUGCAAAUAACACAAUUUGCUAUAUAUACAGAGCCAAUAAGAACUAUUAAACCACUAAGAGAAGUGAAAUGGCGCAACCACAAAAACCCGACUACGAAAACAAAAAUAUCUAUGCGUCGCUGCCGCGCACCCAACGUGGCCAACCCAUUGUUUUGGGUUCCGAUCCCAAGGGCAAGAACUUUUUGUACACCAAUGGCAAUUCGGUGAUAAUCAGAAAUAUUGAGAACCCAGCGAUUGCCGAUGUCUACACGGAACACUCGUGUGCAGUCAAUGUGGCCAAGUAUUCGCCCAGCGGCUUCUACAUUGCAUCCGGCGAUGCCUCGGGCAAGAUUCGCAUUUGGGAUACAGUCAACAAGGAGCAUUUGCUGAAGAAUGAAUUCCAGCCGAUCGCAGGACCCAUCAAGGACAUUAGCUGGUCUGCGGACAAUCAGCGCAUGGUCGCUGUAGGUGAGGGACGUGAGAGGUUCGGCCAUGUCUUCAUGUCCGAGACCGGCACAUCCGUGGGUGAAAUCAGUGGACAGUCCAAGCCCAUCAACUCGGUGGACUUUAAGCCGACCAGACCGUUCCGGAUUGUAACUGGCAGCGAGGAUAACACGAUUGGCGUUUUUGAAGGCCCUCCAUUCAAGUUUAAGAUGACUAAGCAGGACCAUUCGCGCUUUGUGCAGGCCGUGCGCUACUCACCGGAUGGCAAGUUCUUUGCCUCGGCGGGCUUUGACGGCAAAGUGUUUCUGUACGAUGCAACCAGCUCGGAUCUCGUGGGCGAAUUCGGCUCGCCAGCGCACAAGGGUGGCGUAUAUGCGGUCGCAUGGAAGCCGGACAGCACUCAGCUGCUCACCUGCUCGGGCGACAAGACCUGCCGUCUCUGGCAGGUUGAGUCGCGCGAACUGAUCAGCGAGUUUGUCAUGGGCAAUACCGUGGAUGAUCAGCAGGUGUCGUGCCUGUGGCAGGGGGAGCACCUGAUAACCGUCUCGCUUUCUGGCAUCAUUACCUAUUUGAAUGUGGACGAUCCCAGCAAACCGUUGCGAGUGGUCAAGGGUCACAAUAAGCCAAUUACGGUGUUGGCCUUGAGUGAUGAUCGCAGCACUAUCUAUACGGGCAGCCAUGACGGCAUUGUGACCAACUGGAACUCCGGUAACGGCACUAACGAUCGCGUUACCGGCACUGGUCAUGGCAAUCAGAUAAACGGCAUCGCCGCCUGGGAUGAGUUCGUCUAUACGUGUGGCAUUGACGACAGCUUACGCCAGUUCAGCGUCGAGGGGAACAACUACACGGACUACGUGGUCAAGUUGAACUGCCAGCCUCGCGGCUUGGCCAUCUUGCGUAGUGAAAACAUUAUCGCUGUGGCGUGCAUUAAGGACAUCACCCUGGUGCAGGGCCAGAAGAAGAUCUUCUCGCUGCCCAUCAAAUACGAGGCCAGCUCCAUAGCCACAAACUCUGAAACUCUGGAUGUGGCUGUCGGCGGUGAUGACCAAAAACUGCAUAUCUAUGCACUAAAAGACGGCUCAUUGGAGCUGAAGACUGAACUAGAGCAUCUGGGCGCCGUCACCGAUGUCGCAUACUCGCCGGAUCAAAAGUAUUUGGUUGCCUGUGAUGCUCAUCGCAAGGUUGUGCUGUACUCAGUGGAGGAAUAUAAGCCGGCUCACAACAAGGAAUGGGGCUUCCAUAAUGCGCGUGUCAACACUGUGGCCUGGUCACCCAAUUCUCUGCUGGUAGCCAGCGGUUCGCUUGACACUACUAUUAUUAUUUGGUCUGUGACCAAUCCGGCCAAGCACACCAUUAUCAAGAAUGCGCAUCCCCAAUCGCAAAUUACGCGCCUUGUGUGGCUGGACAACAAUACUGUGAUCUCCACUGGUCAGGAUUGCAACACCAAAGUGUGGCACGUCGAAACUAUUUAAACCAUGCCAAAAGAGAACAGAACAACGAAAAGAAAAAACAAAAAAUAAGAAAAAGCGCAGCCAGCGCGUAUUUUUAUACUUAACCAGGAAGAGGGAACGGAGGAGAGCAA
Molecule: messenger RNA, 2047 nt
Organism: Drosophila arizonae
Lineage: Eukaryota; Metazoa; Arthropoda; Insecta; Diptera; Drosophilidae
Gene: flr
Product: actin-interacting protein 1 flr
Biological process (GO): actin filament depolymerization; sarcomere organization; locomotion
Cellular component (GO): cortical actin cytoskeleton
Molecular function (GO): actin filament binding
Source: RefSeq, a predicted model, not a curated record